Molecule: messenger RNA, 6178 nt
Organism: Trematomus bernacchii (emerald rockcod)
Lineage: Eukaryota; Metazoa; Chordata; Actinopteri; Perciformes; Nototheniidae
Gene: brd2a
Product: bromodomain containing 2a
Biological process (GO): regulation of DNA-templated transcription; chromatin remodeling
Cellular component (GO): chromatin; nucleus
Source: RefSeq, a predicted model, not a curated record
UUGUUCGGGUAUUUUGCCAAUUUUAUCCCGAAAUCUGAGCCUUAUCAUUUGUAUAAAUCACAGGAUGUGUUUAUGGAGGGUACGUUUUUAUAGCAAAAUGCACCAUGUGGAUAAUUUUAAUGCGUUCGUGUCGAAGUUUUGAUUCCGUUCGCUCAGCCUUAUUUCAUCACAUGACUCCCCUCCCCCACCCAGCGCAGGGAUCGGUGAAGAAGGCGGACAUGUUUGAGGGAAAUGUGUUGGUUAAAAAGUAUCGAGGUGGAAGACAAGAAGAUUAUUUGAAGAAAGUUUCGCAUUAUUUUGGGAUCUACCAGUCGCUAUUCAUAUAUAUUUUUUAUUUAAGGUUUUUAUGUCGUACUUUUGAAACAAUCUCUUUUUGAUAAUGUGACUUAUUUUAAACUGAAUCUACUUUGAUUUUACAUUUUAGAACUGUAGAAAUAUUUAACGUUUCGAGAACAUGGUGUUUCUUUUACUAGUUUAUUUGAGUGACAUUGUGGGGAAUUUGUAACCUUGGUGUGGGGGAUGGGGGCAUGUGGUUAGGUAACCAUUUUGUGUGGUUGUUGAAAUGUCCAGAUAGUGUCGGUCGCUUUUAAAGAUCAAAAGUCUUAGUAACUUUUGCGUCUGUUUAUGAUUUUGAUUUGAUCUUGUUUUUUGGUUUACUUUGAAAUACCAGCCAUGGUAUUAGCAUUUUUAAACUGCAACAUAGAUUUUCGUUUUUAAUUCCUAAUGCUUUAACACAUUUGUCAGUGGGAUUGUCUUAUUCGUUUGGUAAAUGCAGCAUUAGCAUACUUUUAUCAAAUGAAUGUGGUCUGAGGUCAAUGAGAAAACUGCUGUGUCAUUCAAUGGAUAUUGGUAGUUCUUAUGAUCCUGUCUAGGUGUGGUGUUGUUAUUAGUCGUUGAGGUAAACAGGGGCUAUAGUUUCGUCGUUAAACAUGCAGUCAGAAGUUUUAGGCUCUGGACUUGAUCCUAGUAAUGUGGUGGCGUUUUGUAAGCCAUGGAGGCCUUGUCCUCUAAAAUGUUGGCCUUUUUCUGCAACAGAUGAACGCUGUUUAUUAUACUCGUGCUUUUAAGCAAUAUGUGUAGCAUUUUGUACGUUUUCCUUCAUGUUUUAUCGUAGUUAUUAUAACGAAUUAUAUUAUAUUACUAUGUGUCACUGUACUUAAGAUGGCGGGUGUGCAACUCUUGUUAAAGACAGAAAUGCGGAUAUUCUGCUAAGCAUAGAGUUCGUGGGAGAGGCUCUUAUGGGGUUCGCGUGACCUGGCGCUUGAACCAAUGGGCUUCUUGGUAUUUACCCUAGAAGCCCGCGUUACAAACCCAUUGACCAAUCCCCGCUGUCGUUUUGCACACGUUGACGUAAUGUAAUAUGAGAAGGAGGAGGGUGGUGUCGGUAGCUUCACAUAUUGUACAGGAUUAAAUUGAGGAGCCAUUUAUCAACAGCAUUUCUGCAUUACAGAAUAGGCUGGGCCAAUGGUAUUGUUCUCUAUCUUUGACGGACAGAAGAAACUUGCGAAUAGGUUGGCCCUAAAGAGUGUCAGUGACGCGUCAGUAUCUAGGGGUGUGGUGACUUUGACUGACGUGGUAGGCAACGAAUAGCAAUUCAGAGGGCGUGAGUAGGCUGACGUAGUCUAUCCAAUAGGGUGAACGGUUGGUCUAUAAAAUAACGGGUGUAGUCGCAUUGUCGCCAUUUCAACGAAGCUGAUUAAAGGAGUUCGCCGUGGCGGGGAGCGGAGAUAACUGACGAACAGAGACGGAUCCAGGUCUGAGUCUAGCUAAAAACAGAAUCCGGAUCCAUCCUGAUGGAUAUGGCCGUUAACCCGCUCCUUGAAAGCUCCCAUGUCGGGGUUGAGGUUGGCAUAAUGGGAGUCACAACGAUGGACCAGAGUUCUGGCACAGCGGGAAAACGCAUCAGAAAACCUUCCCUUCUGUAUGAGGGCUUUGAGAGUCCUGGGAUGCCCCCGCUCAGUCAUUUGAUGUCUUCAGGACCCCCACAGCCCAUGGUGAAAGACCCACACCGGCAGGGGAGGAUGACUAACCAACUUCAGUUCCUACAGAAAGUCCUGAUCAAGUCUUUGUGGAGGCACCACUUUGCAUGGCCCUUCCAUGAACCCGUAGAUGCGGCCAAGCUCAGCCUGCCUGACUAUCAUAAGAUCAUCAAAACUCCUAUGGACAUGGGCACUAUAAAGAAGAGACUAGAAAAUUACUUCUACCGCAGUGCCAGUGAGUGCAUGCAGGACUUCAACACCAUGUUUACCAAUUGCUACAUUUAUAACAAGCCUACAGAUGACAUAGUACUGAUGGCUCAGUCUCUGGAGAAGGCCUUCCUUCAGAAAGUCGCUCAGAUGCCCCAGGAAGAACUAGAGCUAGCUUCUCCCACAGGGCGGAUCAAACCAGGAAAACCUGGCCGAAAAGGCAGAGUCUCCGGAGGAGUGACUACAGCUCAUCAGGUCCCGGCUGUUUCCCAGUCAGCAUACUCACCGCCCACUCCGGAAACACCUGACUCCAUCCUCUCCACCCCCCCACAGACACACAUGACCAAAAGUCUGCCCCCUAUUCUUACAACUGAACAAAGCAUCCCCACCAUUACUGGUCUUCCUCCAACACAGCCAACCACUAAGAAAAAAGGUGUGAAGAGGAAAGCAGACACAACCACCCCAACCCCUGUAGCCAUGCCCAUCAUGAGCACCAUGGGUGUCAGUGGCAUCAACAUGGGGAUGGGCGGUGGGCACAACUCCCCGCUCACCCUCACUUCACUUGGGGUAGAUCAUAACUCCAGCCUCGGGAUGAACCAGGGCAUGGGCAUGAGUAUGGGUAUGGGCUGUGGAACUGUAAUGAUGGGUAGCAAAUCAGCAUCUGGGAGCAGGAGAGGAGUGAGUGGACGAGCCAUCAAGCCCCCCAAGAAGGACUUGCCAGAUUCCAUGGUGCCACCACCAGUGCGCCGCAGCAAGCUGAAUCCCCAGCUGCGAUACUGCAAUGGAGUCCUGAAGGAUCUGCUGUCAAAGAAGCAUGCAGCGUACGCCUGGCCGUUCUACAAACCUGUCGAUGCCUCAAUGCUUGGUCUCCACGACUACCACGACAUCAUUAAGCAGCCCAUGGACCUCAGCACUAUGAAGCGGAAGAUGGACAGCAGAGAGUAUCGUGACUCCCAGCAGUUCUCUGCUGAUGUUAGACUGAUGUUCUCCAACUGCUACAAGUACAACCCUCCUGAUCAUGAUGUUGUGGGCAUGGCCAGAAAGCUGCAGGAUGUCUUUGAGUUCUGCUUUGCUAAGAUGCCAGACGAGCCACCAGCACCCCCUAGCUCCUCAUCUUCCUCCUCCUCCUCUUCAUCCUCAUCUGAGAGCGAGGUCAGCAGUGAAAGUGAGAGCGAGAGCAGCCCCAGCUCUGACUCUGAGGAGGAGAGGGCAAACCGGCUGGCAGAGCUGCAGGAACAGCUAAAAGCCGUACACGAGCAGCUCACUGCACUCUCACAGGGCCCCAUCGUCAAACCCAAAAAAAAGAAAGAUAAGAAGGACAAGAAAAAGAAGAAAAAGGUAGAAAAGGAAAAGCAUCGGAAGAUAGAGGAAGAGGUGACACCCAUUAGACCGCCCAAGACCCCUAAGAUCACCAAGACCCCAAAAUCCAAGAGCAACAGAGGAACAUCAGGUCCUGUAGCAUCAGGCAAGAAGGCAGCAAGCAAGAAAAACAACAAGCGCAAAACCAAAAAGGGCGGCAUGACCUUUAGCGUGCCUCAGCCGGUCCACGAGCCCAUAGUGAGCCAAUACGACUCAGACGAGGAGGAGGAGACGGCCCCCAUGUCUUAUGAUGAGAAGCGCCAACUCAGCCUCGACAUCAACAAACUGCCGGGAGAGAAGCUGGGCCGCGUCGUUUACAUCAUCCAGUCGCGCGAGCCCUCGCUCCGAGACACCAACCCCGAGGAGAUCGAGAUUGACUUUGAGACGCUGAAGCCGUCAACGCUGCGGGAGCUGGAGAGAUACGUCAUGACGUGUCUGAGGAAAAAACCCAGAAAGCCAUAUGCUAGUAAAAACAACGUUGCUGGCAAAUCUCGGGAAGAGAUCACUCUGGAGAAACAGAUGGAGCUGGAGAGAAGGCUGAUAGACGUUAGCGGUCAGCUGAACUCCGGAAAGAAGCCCGUUAAGACCAAACCAGAGAAACCUGUAACGGAGCCGCACAACACCCAGCCAACACGUCUCAGCGCCAGCAGCUCCUCCUCAGACUCCUCCUCAUCAUCAUCCUCCUCCUCAUCCUCAGACACAAGCGACUCAGACUCUGGCUGAGAGGCCCUGUGUUUCCGUAUGACAGGGUCAUGUAAGGGACCCUGGGUAAUUUGCUUCCCACUGAGAGGACUGAACUGCAGUAGAGCUACUGACGAUGGAGCCGCAGGACGGAUCAGACGAGACGGGCAGAACUGCUGCGCCUCAAAGUAUCAAACCAAGAAAGAGGGAGAUGGAGCUUACCCUGCGCUCAUGCGUCCAUCCCUGUCCCAGACACAGCACAGUUGGGAAUGGAUAGUAGGAGGAGAUUGUAAAGUCGUGCCGUUCUCUGGAGAACUGGCCUUUUUCGGGCAGAGCGAGGGACGCACCAUCUCCUGCAAAAAAAAAUAAGGAGAAUAGCGACGCAUGCGUUGGAGGGAUAAGGGUGCUAGAGCCAGAAUUUGUCUUAUUUCUGGAGAUAAUUUCCCUUCUUCUUGUGCUCCCUGUCUUUAUGCUGUAUAGAUAAGAUGUACAGUUAUAUAAAUAUCUAUUUUUCUUUUGUAAAGAAGCAUUUUAUGGAGCUAAUUUAUUCCCUCAUUCUGGGAAAGAAAAAGUAGUGCGGGUGUGUGUCUUAGCUUUUGUUUAGUUUUUUUUUUCUUGAGUGACAAAGAGGGUAGAGGGGAAACUCAAUGAAUGUGUGUGAGUGAGUGUAUGAAUGUGUCAUCUAUGAGUUUGCAUGUGUGAGAUCCUCAUCAUUUUGACGCAGGCGUUGAAAAUCUGUCUGCACGCAGAAGCACCUUGGUUCAGUAAAAUACAGAAUGCAUGCAAUACAGAGGAGCUGGCAAACACCUGCAUACUCGUGCACUCAUGCACUUGUUUGAGAUGGUCGGCCACUGUACAGAAAUGUGACAUAGUUUCAUGACAUGAGUUUAGACAAACGUAUAUCUGUUCCCAUGUGUGCUGUCUUUUUUCCCCUCUAUUUCUCUGUAAACAUGUUGCUUUUUUUCUCCUUGUGACCAAUCUGCGAAUAAAUUGUGAGGACGUGUCUUGUCCAUUCACCCGUGCCCAAAUAACAUCCUGGUUCUUUUGAUUUCUUCUGGUGUUCAUGUUGAGUUUGAAUACGUCAAAAAACAUCUGACGAGAUUUGAGGUUGUAUGAAAACAGAUUUGCUGGUUCUUACAUAACAUUGCAUUUUGGUUAGGUUUCCCCAUGGGUCAUCACUUCUUCGCACCACGGUGUCAUACAAACCAAACUGCUUAUAACAAUUUGGCCUUUAAGAUCUAUGGCAGCUUAAAGUUUAAUUUCUGUGUUAACUGAUUUUUGUUUUAGAGUAAGUUAACUUAUUUGUGUGAAUAUAAUUGUUUGGAAAGUUUUCACCAGCAUCAUUAGUGGAGGACAACGUUUUCUCCUCUUUGGCCUCUUCUUUUUCUUUUAAAGCAAAACCAGUGUGGAUGAUUAAAACAAGCAAGUGGCCGCAGACAGUUUAACAAGUGAACACAACAUCUGGUUUAUUGUGAGUAACAAUGCACUGUUUGUUUGGUGGUUCUACUAAACAAUGUUCUUUGGGUAAGGUGUGUGUCGUUAAUGUUCUUUUAAAGUCGCCUACAGCGUAAAAUUGGAGUUUUAGACGUUUUGAAAGUGAUUCUUUAGCAAGAACUAGAAUGGAGAUUUCUUUUUCACAAUACUGAAGGUAAUCAGAGCUUUUAAAUUGAGGUAUACUCUACAAAAUAUGCACAGAGUAAAUGUCAGGUUUUUAGAAGUGUACAUACAAUCUCAAUCUUGAGCAUGUUUUUGUUCUUCCUUCAGUAACUUUGUCCAGCUGUUUCUUUUUUUUUCUUUUGUAAAACAAAUAUUUUAUUUUGGGCUUCUGUUGUAAAACAAAACACUCCAGUUGUCAAUUCUAAUUUCAUGAAGUUUGUCCAAAACACCUCUGUACUUGACUCCAUUUUAGAACUUCAUCUGUACUCAAAUAAACUGCUACAUGUUCAUCUUUA